Messenger RNA from Oncorhynchus keta (chum salmon), 6280 nucleotides. RefSeq names its product cerebellar degeneration-related protein 2-like. Bases 2965 to 4437 code for a protein of 490 amino acids. The transcript has 6 exons. Lineage: Eukaryota; Metazoa; Chordata; Actinopteri; Salmoniformes; Salmonidae. The record is from RefSeq and is a predicted model, not a curated record.
AUCAACAACUUACAUUUACAUUUACAUUUGGAUAAUGAUGAUGAUUAGGAGGUUAAAGAGGAAGCUAAACUGGACCUGGACUCUAUCACAGUGUAAGAUGUCCCUCGGAAGUUGUAGAUAGCCUUUGACUGGUUUAUUCUGUUUUGCGCCUCUCUCUCUCUAAACUCCUUUGUCUUAUUCACAUGCAAAAUGCACAUGAAAACCAGGCUAAAUCAUUGCUAAAACAAAGGGUAUGGAGAUCAAUAUUAUAUUGCCACAUUGUGUCGUCCAUGUUUUUUAACAGUAAUGUAAUGAUGACAUCAUUGUUAACAUCUACUACCACAUGUUCUCUGUGUGUCAGCUAUGUGAGGACAGUGCAAAUAGGGAGGCCCUCCCCCGAGCCAAACGUAGCUGCCCCCUACAGGACAGCAGGGAGAAGGUGACCUUUAACCCAAACAUCCAGGAGACUGUACUGGAGCCAGGGAGCCCAAGCAAAGCCCCCAAGCCUGUGUCUUUGAAGGAGGUGGCUGACAUCGUGGUGCGCUGUCUAGACCCCUUCUAAAACAGGGCAAGUUUGCCACCAAGUUGAGGGAGAGAGGGAAGGGGCAUAAGCUGUGAUGAAGAUAUUUAGUUCUUAAUUUGUCACUUUUUCAAAUUGUAUUAUUCCAAAUGUGAAAUCUUCCUUGUUGUAGGAGCUAUUCAAGUAAUUUUUCCGCUACUUGUCUCAUCUACUAGCAGAGGGGAGGAGUAGGGGAAGAGGUCAAGGUGAGGAAGACAAACAUUGUGUGAUGCUCACUAGCGCAAGCUGCCUUUUCUAAUAAUGAACUAUAUUUGUGUCCACAGUGAAAUUGCAGGCCAGGAAUCUGAUAUAGAAGUUCUUCAGCGGUGUGAAGCGCUGUGAGAGUGAAGCAGACUGGAAGCACCUGAAGGGACCACACAGCACUGAGACCUCUGAACACAGAGGGAUGGGAGGAGGCGGGACUAUGAACAGAAAGGUGGAGGAGGAUAACAACCUGGGGGUCUGAUCCCUUCCUCCACUCUCUCUCUCCAACUGAUUCCCUCCCUCACAUCUCUCCCAGGCCAAGAUACUGAGCCGUUACAGAGAUGAUAUGCUGCUAUGCUGUGUCAACUCCAGGCUCAUGCUGUCGUGGCUUGGAGAGCUGCUGUAAUGGCGGCUAUUAAACAUGUACUAUAUACAGCACGUCUGCUGCUGCUGCUAUGGAACAAGUAGUCAUCCCUGCUCAACGCCGAACAGAGGUGGCUCUUUGUUUGAUGUUAGCACCAUGUGAAUAGGACAUGGAUGCUAUUGCUAUACCAGGCCAAACCCUGCUGCUACCCGGUCUGUCAUUCUGCAUGACUAAAGAGGACAGCCAGCUGGAUGUGUAACAACCACACUCUAUCCUUGAUUGAUUUAGGAGCUGUAAUUUCAUGUCUUUUUUGUUGUUAGUUUGUUAUUAGUUGUUUUCAUGAGAUUCUCAAUGAGAACUUUUGUUUAUCCUGAGGAAUCCCCAAAAAUAUUAAUUAUUUUUUUCUCUUGCCCAUAUGGUACAAAGUUAUCUUGUCGAAAAAGAUCAGAGCUGGCCAUGUCUGCCUGUGCAGGUUGGUGACUGGGUGGAUGCCUUUUCAAACAGUCAGUCAUUUCAAACAUGAUGGAAUCCAAAGAGCACUUGAUGCACCAAUGGGGAAAAACUCCCAGCCAUCACAGAAAUGUAUCCAAAAAAAACCAGCCUUCACAGAAAUGUAUCCAAAAAACCCAGCCUUCACAGAAAUGUAUCCAAAAAAACCCAGCCUUCACAGAAAUGUAUCCAAAAAACCCAGCCUUCACAGAAAUGUAUCCAAAAAACCCAGCCUUCACAGAAAUGUAUCCAAAAAACCCAGCCUUCACAGAAAUGUAUCCAAAAAACCCAGCCUUCACAGAAAUGUAUCCAAAAAACCCAGCCUUCACAGAAAUGUAUCCAAAAAACCCAGCCUUCACAGACAUGUAUCCAAAAAAAACCAGCCUUCACAGAAAUUUAUCCAAAACUCCCAGCCAUCACAGAAAUGUAUCCAAAAAACCCAGCCUUCACAGAAAUGUAUCCAAAAAACCCAGCCUUCACACACUAUUGCUCCAUGUGAGACCUGUUUACAAUAAAAUCUCUAACACUGAAUGUCUAGUGGCUGGUACUAAAUGGCUCAUGGGCUGUAUACAAUUAGAUUAAGUGGAAAGACUGUUUUAUGGAGCAGCAUCAUCCCCUGUAUAGGGAAGGGGGUUGGGGAUCGUUGCAGAAUGGAUCUGGGGAGAUAUCGGUGCAAAGCACGAGUGAGUGGGGACUUGUAACAACAGCUGGAGGCCUACGUAGAUCACAAUGGCGGGGGCGGGAGAUUAUGAGUGGCAUUUGCCAGUGUCACACAUUUGUUCAGUGAACGUACACGUGUCGAUAUUGUACAAAUAUUUCCUACGUUAUUCUCUAUUUUUAUUGUAGGCCGAACGUGCUGUCGUUGCGUAUAGGGACUUGGUUACAGUGUUCAGUUUGUGCGUGCAUUUUGUCGGCCUUGAGAUAUUAAUUUAGUGUCAGGUGCGGUAAAUUGAUGCAUCUGUCACAUUCGAAUGGUUCAUUGCAGAAUGUCGGAGCCAGGUGCGCCCGCGGCUUUCCUAGUGAAUGAUAAGGGUCGCUGAAUGGGUUACGGUUUGGGAGGCUGCGCUGUUCGAGAUUUCUUGAUCAUACGAGGCAUGUUUCCGGGCGAGCAGUCAGAGACGUUACAGAGCGCACCGUGAACAGCCACAACGAUACACCGAGCAUCGAUGCUUCGUGCAGUCAGGAUGGAGGAGUUUGUUACGGAGGAAGAUGAGCCAUGGUACGACCAACGGGAUUUGGAGCAGGUGGGGCAGGCAUGUUGGAGCCAUGGGGCAGGCAUGUUGGAGCCAGGAGCCAGGAGCCGGCACAGCUCCCCUCUUCAUCCUUACUCUGUCCAAGUAGGCCUCGUCACUGCAGCACCCGAUGAAUAAUGGAUCCAUCAAGCUGCUUGUGGAAACCAAGUGACUCGCUGCCCUUAUCCCUCCCAGACCUGCACCUGGCAGCUGAGCUGGGGAAGACUCUUUUGGAGCGCAACAAGGAGCUGGAGGACUCCCUACAACAGAUGUACAUAAACAAUGAGGAACAGGUGCAGGAGAUCGAGUACCUGUCCAAGCAGCUGGAGAUGCUGAGGGAGAUGAACGAGCAGCAUGCCAAGGUCUACGAGCAGCUAGACGUGACGGCCAGAGAGCUGGAGAUCACCAAUGAGAAACUGGUUAUAGAGAGCAAGGCCUCGCAGCAGAAGGUAGACAGGUUGACGGGUACCAUGGAGACACUGCAGGCUCAGGUGGAUACCAUGACAGCUCGUGUGGAGGAACUACGUACACUAGAGGAGCUGAGGAACCACAGAGAGGAGCGGGAGCGACGCAAGACUGUCCACUCCUUCCCCUGCCUUAAAGAACUCUGCACUGCACCAAAAUAUGAGGAUGGCUUUCUGGUGGCCAACCCCGGCAGUGUGGACCUGGUGUCUGAGCGUGAGCGCCGGCCGCUGGACGAGGAGAACGAGCGUCUAAAAGGUGUGGUCUCCUCCCUGAGGUCCGCCAUGGUGGCAGAACGGGGCCGGAGGGAGGGGGCAGAGAGGGAGUGCACAGCUGUGCUGCAGGAGUUUGAGCUUAUGGAACAACGCCUCCUGGGGGCUGAGGGCUGCCAGCUGCGAGUGCAGGAGCUGGAGGCGGAGCUUCAGGAGAUGCAGCAGCUAAGGAGGUCCCGGGUCUGUCUGUUGGAUGAGGGUCUGGAGCAGACCCUGCUCAACAAUGCUCCUGAGACCGACACACCCGAGGAGGGACCGGGGCAAAAGGAGGGAGGGGAGGGGACGGGGGAGUCCGGGGGGACAGGAGGAGGGGGGCAGCAGGGAGGCCCAGUGAGGAAGAGCUGCAGCGACACGGCGCUCAACGCCAUCUCGGCCUGCGACGCCUCUGGCAGGCGACAGGGCAGCUACGCAAUCCACGCCAACGGCGUGCGCAAGCGGGGCAUGUCCAUCCUGAGGGAAGUGGACGAGCAGUACCACGCCCUGCUGGAGAAAUACGAGGAGCUGCUGGGGAAGUGCCGGCGCCACGAGGAGGGCAUGUGCCACGCGGGGGUGCAGACGUCACGCCCUGUCUCCAGAGACCCCUCCAUGAAGGACUACGGCAUGGCCACCCCCAGCCCCUCAGCCAUGGCUGCUGCACCCCCCACCCCGCCCCAGACACCCUCCACCCCAGAGGCCCUGGAGGGCAUCAGCCGGCAGGUAGACCAGGUGGACAAGAGGCUGGGCCAGAACACCCCAGAGUACAAGGCCCUGUUCAAAGAGAUCUUCUCCCGCCUGCAGAAGACCAAGCGUGAAGUGAACUCCACCAAGGGAGUCCCCAAGGGUAGAAAGUCCCCACGGGUUGGAAGUCCUAAGGGAAGAAAGUCCAAAGACAAAUGAGCUGCUUUCAUGAUACUAGUGAACAUGCACUGAAAACAAUGGGUACAAAAGCCACAAAUUUUCUUUCUGAAUUAGUUUAUCUUUGUUUGACCGUGUUUGUUGAAAGUGGUCACUUGAUGACAGGUUACAUGUACUUCUGCACUGGGGAAAUGAUACCAUCUACUGUGGAUGAUCCCUCAGCUGUUUUAUCCAUCUCUCUGGACACUGACACAUUUUAUCCAUCUCUCUGGACACUGACACGUUUUAUCCAUCUCUCUGGACACUGACACGUUUUAUCCAUCUCUCUGGACACUGACACGCUUUAUCCAUCUCGCUGGACACUGACACGCUUUAUCCAUCUCGCUGGACACUGACACGUUUUAUCCAUCUCUCUGGACACUGACACGUUUUAUCCAUCUCUCUGGACACUGACACGUUUUAUCCAUCUCUCUGGACACUGACACGUUUUAUCCAUCUCUCUGGACACUGACACGUUUUAUCCAUCUCUCUGGACACUGACACGUUUUAUCCAUCUCUCUGGACACUGACACGUUUUAUCCAUCUCUCUGGACACUGACACGUUUUAUCCAUCUCUCUGGACACUGACACGUUUUAUCCAUCUCUCUGGACACUGACACGUUUUAUCCAUCUCUCUGGACACUGACACGUUUUAUCCAUCUCUCUGGACACUGACACGUUUUAUCCAUCUCUCUGGACACUGACACGUUUUAUCCAUCUCGCUGGACACUGACACGUUUUAUCCAUCUCGCUGGACACUGACACGUUUUAUCCAUCUCUCUGGACACUGACACGUUUUAUCCAUCUCGCUGGACACUGACACGUUUUAUCCAUCUCUCUGGACACUGACACGUUUUAUCCAUCUCGCUGGACACUGACACGUUUUAUCCAUCCCAAUAUGAAUGAAUUUUCAGCUGAUGACAUUAAUCAUCUGGGUAGAUGAAAUGCCUUGAUUCUUGACCUAAUUUAAGUUAAUUUGACAACCUAGUCGUGCACUAAAAUCUGUUUGCCCUGUCUUUGUUCAAGACAAUCCGGUACAAUGUUUAAAUGACUGAGCGUGUAUACUGACACUGCACUAAUUCUAUUUAAAAUGUAUAAAUAAUUGCUAUUUAAUGUUUUUGAUGACUGACAAUGAAUAAUAUGUGCAGAUCUAUUCAUAAAAUGUUUUCAAAAACAAUCUAGUUAAAUAUUCCUGAUCUCAAUAACACUGUUGCCUUAACAUCUUAGGCUUCAUGUAUGCAUCUAUCCAACAUACACAUUGGUUUUGAAAUCAGUAGGUGAAGCCAGUAGACUUCAAUUGAGGGAGUCCAUGGUAGUAACUUGUUCUAAAAUAAAUACUGUAUGUAAACUGUGAAUUUACCUUUGUAAAUUAGGUUGUCCAAGCUAGAGAACUGAGGACCUCCUGAUGAUGCACUGCAUAGAAAUGGAACUCUCAACCACACUUGACUAACAUUUACAUUUAAGUCAUUUAGCAGACUAAGCUACUGUAACUGUGCUCUCAGGCCAUGGGUACAUCUCCAUGACUCCUUCUUUUCUGGACUGCUUAUUUCAAGUACACAAAGGGCUCUAGCUGCCCUCCAGUACUUUGGCUUUUCAAUGUAAUAUUUUCCUUGUUCUCUUUUGCUCUUCAUUGUGUACAAACGUCAUGUGAUAUGGUCUUCUAUGCAUUUGUAGACGACCAUCUAAAUGUCUAACAUGGUUCUGUUUAAUGAGAACGGUUGCUGGUGUGUUAGAUGGAGCCUGAUAGAAGGGUAAAGAUGGUUUACAGAACAUUGUACUUUAGAGCUGGAUCAAUAACAGAAGUGUAAAAAGUAACAUGACUUUAUUGAUUAAAAAGACAACGGGA